AGGCUAUCAGUAUGGUCAAAUGGUAUUCUACUCGAAUACAUCGAAGGCGAUAAGAAAAGUGAAACUGCGUUUUUCCCCAUCAACACCUUGCACUAUUGCGCUGCAGUUCGUUAUGUGAAUGUCACCGGAUAUGCUGUCGAAGGAGGUGGCGAACGAUUUCUUCCACUUGACUCUCCAUUCGCCAACAUACCCGAUUCGCCUCAUCCGCCAAUUUUUGCGGCCAUCAUGAGAAGAACCACCGGAGUUAAGGUUUGUGCUUUUUCUUCGAGUUCCUUUUAUGCAUGCACGAGCACGAAACUAGUGGAAUACCACAAGAAGGGUCUUUUUAAUCUCUGA
Messenger RNA from Cylicostephanus goldi, 336 nucleotides. NCBI's taxonomy places the organism in Eukaryota, Metazoa, Nematoda, Chromadorea, Rhabditida, Strongylidae. The record is from the annotation of a GenBank genome assembly.